CUCGGCCAACCCUUGGCUAUCCAAGUUUGUCCCUAUAGAUAUCUUUCAUGUGCCAUUGCACUACCCCUAAAUUGUUUUAACGUGUUGCUCCCUUGUUCCUAUGUGUUUUUCCAGUAAACAGAUGUCAAGAUAUCGCCACCGCCAAUCGAGAAAGUUUUUGGAAGGAUUCAGUGGACUGCAGAUGACAUCCCGUUCGACCAAGCAAAGAAUGAUCUACAGGAAGCUCUCGGCAAUGAUCGAUCGCAAAGAUUCAUUCAUUUCUCUAAAAUUCCAGUGCCCACAGCUGCGGUAUGGCGAGUACUUGCUGCCAGCGUCACAAAUGGGGAGAAACGGGCUAUUCUUGGUCAUGUCGAUCGAGGUGUUAGGCCAAGAGCUCAAAGACGAGUGUGAUUAUACCCGAGAGGUCCGCCAUCGAAAACCGAUGGGUGAAUGUCUGAAGGACGAUCGCAGGUUCGUGGUAGCUAGGAUUUUCGAUCACUCGAGUACCUCGAGGGCCUUGGCCAUCGAGUUCAUGUCAGGCAACUCGCCGUGA
Puccinia graminis f. sp. tritici CRL 75-36-700-3 is the source of this 532-nucleotide messenger RNA. RefSeq lists its product as uncharacterized. Gene Ontology annotation, cellular component: extrinsic component of mitochondrial inner membrane. Lineage: Eukaryota; Fungi; Basidiomycota; Pucciniomycetes; Pucciniales; Pucciniaceae. Gene Ontology annotation, molecular function: kinase activity. The record is from RefSeq and is a predicted model, not a curated record. Gene Ontology annotation, biological process: ubiquinone biosynthetic process. Bases 101 to 532 code for a protein of 143 amino acids. The transcript is spliced from 3 exons.